GAAGACGGCAGUAAAUUCCCCGGGACAAGAAUUCGUGGGCUCUACUCUGGAAGAACAGCAGAGGUUCGCCGCCCAACAAAAUGGUCAAUUAGAGUCGCCACAUAUUCAAAGAGAUGCUGCUCUGUGCCUGGAGAUGGUGGAUCGGCGGGUUCCUCUGCGCCCCCUUCGGUGUCGACAUCUACCGUCUCUGCUGCCUGCGGUACGUCGGCUGCCUCUAACGGGUGGACGACAAAUGUUGGAGAUUUUGGGGAUCGAAAUGCAUAGAGCAAACGCUACGGAUUCUCUCUCUCGUGGUGAAUUGACCGCGUUCACCGGUGGAUUCUGGGUACUAGGCGUCGAACGUAGGAUCAGAACAACCGUUGUUAUAUUAGAGACGUAGGAAUUAGCUGGAGUGUGAUUCAUUCUGGUUAUUGUAUUUUUAAUCAGAAAUCAAAGAGAGUAAAAAAAUUUAGAUAACAGGGCCUCCAUAUGUUGACAGGAUGGAAUUACAAUAAGUGUCAGUGAGUGAAUAAUAUAAUCCAUUUCAAUGAAUGAAUUUUUACUGGUGCCAAAAUGUACUGUUAUAACAUGUCUACUUCAGAGAGUCCCAAGAUAGUAACUAGAUAAUGUUAGUGUAGAAUAGAGCAUAGUAUAUUAACAAAUAUUGUA
Molecule: messenger RNA, 648 nt
Organism: Nilaparvata lugens (brown planthopper)
Lineage: Eukaryota; Metazoa; Arthropoda; Insecta; Hemiptera; Delphacidae
Exons: 2
Source: RefSeq, a predicted model, not a curated record